AUGAGGCUGUCAGCAUUAUUUGUGCUUACAGCCAGCACUUUGGCGGCUUGUCAGAGCCCGAGCAGUUGCAAAGGCGGCGGCAAAAGAAAUGGUGCGGAUUUUGUCCUUACUGAUCAAGGUGUAAACAAGCACCUAGCUCCCCUUUCAAAAAUAUUCACCAACGCCAAGAAGCGAGUCAAUGUGUCCGACGUUUUCGACGAUGGAAACCACGCCAUGACUGGAUCAUCAACCAAACUGUCUUGGGAGAAGACCAAGGAUUACAAUGACGUUGAUACAAAGAAGUGGUAUCCCCAAGGGAUUUCGUCGACGGCCGAUGCAGCCGAAGUUGGAACAUAUGACGGCAAAGACGGCUGGUUGGUGAGCUGGUACAGUGAUGAAAUUCAUCAAGUGCGUAUCUCUUUUGUAAACAAAGCCACAAAGAAAUACCGCAAUGCACUCCUUGUCUAUCCCUCAGCCGAUGACGACUUCAAGGGUGUCGGAAUACAUGCAGGCGGCAUCAUGUGGUACGGAGACACUCUCUGGGUAGUUGACACGUCGAAUGGCAUUCGAGUGUUUGACAUGAGCAAUAUUUGGGAGGUUGGGUCUGGCGACAAAGUCGGCAAAGUCAGUGCUGGCAAAUAUUCCGCUGCUGGUUACAAAUACGUUAUUCCUCAGAUCCGGUGGUAUAAAUGGACUCCGUCUUUCCCAUUCCGGUUCUCUUAUAUCUCUCUGGAUCGCACGGCCUCUCCUGACCGUCUUAUGGUUGGGGAGUAUCAGCCAGAUGAGAAGAAUCCCAUCCGCAUGGUACAGUUCGAGCUGGACUACACAACUCGCACUCUGAAAACCGGCGCGGACAAGAAGACAGCCAAGGGUGUCUGGGCGUACUGUUACGACAUUCUGCGAACUCAAGGUGCUGUCCAAGCUAAUGGAAAGAUUUACGUCUCACGAAGCAACGGCGCCAAUACGAACGGAGACAUCUGGGGAUGGGUCCCCGGAAAAGGCGCGGCGCUUAACAAGGGGAUGGUUCCUCCUGGCACUGAGGACUUGAGCUACGACAAGAGAGGCAAAAAAGUGUACACUGUCACGGAACAUCCGGGAAAGAGAUAUAUUGUUACUUUUGACUCGACCAAGGUGAAAUUUCCUUGA
This is a messenger RNA of Pochonia chlamydosporia 170, 1125 nucleotides long. RefSeq lists its product as hypothetical. The record is from RefSeq and is a predicted model, not a curated record. Bases 1 to 1125 code for a protein of 374 amino acids. NCBI's taxonomy places the organism in Eukaryota, Fungi, Ascomycota, Sordariomycetes, Hypocreales, Clavicipitaceae. The transcript is spliced from 2 exons.